AUGUCCAUGUCAAUGGGUGAUAUGCCCGCGGGCUCCAUGGACAUGGGAGAUGGAGUCCCAAGCCUAUUCACUCUACAGAAGAUGUACUGGGCUGUCGUGGGAAGUGCUAUCGGCGUAGCAACCAUCGUGAAUGUGCUGGACCGAAUUAUUUCUCGGCAUCGCCUACGGGAUUCUUCGCUCACCCCCGCCAAACCAAAAUCGCUGUUCUUUAAUCUUUAUGCGACUAUCACAGCGACAGUGCGCGAAGUCAGCUAUGCAACACCACACCCGCUCAAAAUCGGAGGCUUGACUCUCCACUUCCCGCCACUGGGCCCCGUACUGAUCAUGUUGGCCAACUUGAUUACAGUCAUGGUCCUAUGCUUCUACAAACUCGACACGCUUGAUCCAUGGAAAUGGGAACAAGUCGGCUACCGCACCGGGUUCAUUGCCAUCUGUCAACUGCCCUUAAUUUUCCUGCUGGCAGGUAGACAGAACAUCAUUGGCUUUCUGGCUGGAAUGAGCUACGCCAGUCUGAACUGGUACCACCGCUGGAUCUCACGCACACUAUGGCUGACAGCUACUAUUCACAUGGGAUUCUGGUUUCGUGACUAUGAUCGCUGGCAUUACAUCCUCUACCAGCUCAAGAAUGAUCCUUUGACCAUGCGUGGAUUCGCUGCUUGGAUUAUCCUCACCUUCAUCGUCAUCAGCUCUUUCGCCCCAGUUCGCCGCCUCAGUUAUGAAUUCUUCGUGAUUCAACACUUGGUCACAUUUGUCGGGUUCCUUGUUGCUGUAUGGAUGCAUGCACCAAGCGAGGUCAAGACCUGGGUCUGGGUACCCAUUGGCCUGGUGGUAUUUGAUCGCGUCGCUCGUUACGCUUGGGGUGCGUAUGUCAACCUGGCCAUAUUCCAUCGGAAAACAAGUCCAAAUGCGCUUUGGGCGCACUCUGCAACCUUCACUCCACUGCCAGGAAAUGUCACUCGCGUGACUGUUUUGAAUCCUGGUAUCAGAUGGCAACCUGGUCAGCACGUCUUCCUCACUUGUCACUCCAUCGUUCCACUGCAGUGCCAUCCUUUCACUAUUGCUUCUAUUCCGGAGGACAACAAGAUGGAGUUUCUUAUUCGUGCAGAGAAUGGAGGAACAAGGAGGUUCUUCCGAUUUGCGUCAAAGAAUGACAGUGUCCUGGGAGGAAGGGAAGUAGCUUCGCGCGGACGAACAAUUUUCAUUGAAGGGCCGUACGGAAGUAUGCGCCCCUUGCGCCAGUUUGACAGCGUUGUUCUACUGGCAGGUGGAAUGGGUGCGACAUUCACCAUGCCCCUACUCAGAGACGUAGUCUCUGCGUGGAAAACGGAAAGCAUUGAACCAGCUUCAAGUCAGACCGCGAGACUGGCUGCCACUAAGCGAGUACGAUUCAUCUGGGUUAUCAAAUCUCGUGCCCAGCUGUCUUACUUUGAGGAACAGCUCCAAUCUCUGCUAGCAGAUGUUUAUGAAUGCCGGCAGUCACAGCCCAACUUUAACAAAGAACUCGAAGUGAGUAUCUACAUUACUUGUGAUGAGAAGUUGGACCCGCCCACUAUUUCGGAAGCUCCCUCGGUACCAGCACAGAGCUUCACCCAAGAUGCCUCCACGUUUGACGAAAAGAAGAACCCCGGAGCAGAUCAUGUCUCCAUCCGCUCCAUUUCCAGUCAGACCACAUCGGAGCGAAAGCCCAAGCCCACAGGAACUGGUUGCCUUCCUGGCGGAGGAUGCUGUUGCACAACUCAAAUCGAAGACGAAGACGAGAUUGCCAACUGUACCUGUACCUGUGCCGGCCCUGUUCAGUCCGAGAAAGUCAGCUCAAAUUUCAAAGACGAGAUACAGCCGAGUAUAUCUGGAAAGUCCAAUAUCAUCCAUCCCACCAUGGUUUCAGGUCGUCCAACCCCCCGCAUCAUCAUUCGAAAGGUCUUGGAAAAGGCCGAAGGCGAAAGUGCGGUCGUCGUGUGCGGACCCCGCGGACUGGCAGAUGAUGUGCGCCGCAGUGUUGUUUCCCUGAGUGAUGAACGGGCUGUUCACAAGGGAACUGGCGCACAGGGCAUUUACUUGCAUGUCGAGAACUUUGGGCUAUAA
Molecule: messenger RNA, 2082 nt
Organism: Penicillium nucicola
Lineage: Eukaryota; Fungi; Ascomycota; Eurotiomycetes; Eurotiales; Aspergillaceae
Product: ferric reductase family protein
Exons: 2
Coding region: 1-2082 (693 amino acids)
Biological process (GO): copper ion import; intracellular iron ion homeostasis; iron ion transport
Cellular component (GO): plasma membrane
Molecular function (GO): ferric-chelate reductase activity
Source: RefSeq, a predicted model, not a curated record